Caenorhabditis sp. 36 PRJEB53466 is the source of this 5681-nucleotide messenger RNA. NCBI's taxonomy places the organism in Eukaryota, Metazoa, Nematoda, Chromadorea, Rhabditida, Rhabditidae. The record is from the annotation of a GenBank genome assembly.
AUGGACUUUGGCCACUUUUUGAAGCAGAUCAACGAAGAAGCCGAUCCCGGAGAGCUGGCCGACGAGAGCAGUUCUUCCGAUGAUCCGGGCGAUGAGGAGGACGUGACUGACGUGAGUUCAACUGCUUUCACGUGCUGCCACGCGUCACCAGCUCAUUCUUUUGACACAUUUUUAAAGUUGAAAAGAUAACAGUUUGAUGCAGCGGUCGCCCUUUUAGGUCUUCGAAGUAUUAACUAACGCAUGACUCCUGCGAAGAAGACCUUAUCAGUCUGACUCUACCGUAAUAAAAUUGGGAGAAAUCGGCAACAUUUACAACCAGCACUUUACUUUUCUUUACUUUAGUCUCCAUUCUCUUACCAGUUGAAGUUUGAUGGGUGCGCGCGUUGCCCGUAAAAUGGUCCAUCUCGUCGGCCACAAGUGUUUAUAUCAGCAGUCAGAGAUGCGGUUUCGUCCCCCGCUCCCGUCGCUCUUCCCGCCCACUCCUGCGUGCCUUCUUCAGUCCGCGAUUCCUCUCUGUGCGCCCUUCACACCGUCUUAUCAGUGACAAAGUUAGUGUUCUUUUCCUUCUCGGGCAUCCCCCGAGAGAUGAUCCAUAUGCGUCACGCGGUCGCGAACUGUUCGAAAGGGGUUUCCCCGCCUGAUCGAGACGUUUUUUACAGUUCGUCUUUCAUCUAAUCAGUUGAUUGUGUCUGCGCAACAAGAUCGUGUGAUAAUAACUAGUAAUUGAAAGAUUAAGUCAGUUUUCUGAAGGCUGCAAUGUGGCGAGAAGAAAUGUGUUAUUCUCGCUGACUUUUCGUUCUUGUCUGCAAAAUUGCCGAUUUUCGCCAAUCUCUUGAGAAAUCCUGCAGUUGUUUCUUUUCUUUGCAAGAGCUUUCCUUUUGCCGCACAAUGGAGGCUACCCCGUAUCCGAACUGUGCCGAAUCAGAUCUGUUCGAAUCAGAACUGUCCCCGGUUAGAACCGGUCAAAGCAUGACUUCAUGUAACAAGAACCACCUGCCGAUCGGUUCUGAUCCGGGACAGUUCUGAUUCGAACAGUUCUGAUUCGACACAGUAUUGAUUCAAGGUAGCUUCCGCACAAGGGUUACUGUAGAAUUCAAAGGCGCAUGCAUGUUCUCGUAGUUGGUCUUACCACGAAAGACUUGUCAAGUCUGAGACCUCACCUCGCUUUUCUGUUUUUCCUCUCAUAAUCCACUUCAUAAAUUGUGAAAUUUCAGCCGCUGGAUACAUUCUGUCACUGCAAAUCGCCCAACAACAAUGAUGCUCGUAAAAUUUUAUAUUGCUCCGUCGGAACCGCUAAAAGUCGAGCAAACUCCGUUCGGAACCAAUGAUGCAAAAAUGUUCUUUUGCGAGAAGCCAUAUGUACGCAAAUAAAAAAGUAUGCGGCGAUUCGAGGCAAGGCGCAUGAACCUUGUGUCGUUGACCCGAGAGGCUAUCUGUUUCGAAAGGUCAUUUCAAUCAUUCAAAAAUAACUGUGCGACCUCUCAGUCAUAUCAGCGAUAUGCUUGCAAGGCGCCAACCGCAGACUAUUCGGUUGAUGGUGUCUGUCUCCGUUUCCUCAUUUCUUUGUUUUUCGAAGCCAUAUUUCAUCCCAAAGGGCCAUGCUCUUCAUGGCAGGCCGGUGUGGCGCGCACACAGCACUGACGGAAAAACUAUGAUCAUUAGAAUUGGUGAGGAAAAAGAGAAGGCGAGAGAGUGUGAAGGACAAGGGAACGCAGCGCCGGAGAGACAGACGAACGCGAGCCCUCUCUGCGCCCUCCGAAGCCUUCUCGGCCCUUCUAUUGGCGUCACUCUUCUCUGUUAGCACACGUGUCCCUUUUCCUCCCUUUUGUAAUUUCCGCUUUAGAUUUCUCACAGCCUUUAUCUUUCUUUUGUCCUCGCCGCCGAUUUCGAAACCGUUGGCAUCGCUUGUGAUCACAAAAGCACACAAAAGGUGAUGCCAUUUUUAGAAUAUGCGCACAGUUUUGUAUGCAAAUUUGUAUGAGAGUGUUUUGUAUAUAAAUCCUCUGUCUUAACUCUACGGUCCUUCUUCGUGGCGCCUCAAGACGACCUACCGUCUGCAAGAAUCGCUUCGCUCCCUCUCUUUUCUCGCCACGUGGCCAUGACGCAAAUUCAGCAGUCGGCUCUCCUGCCGUAAUUGUUACAAAGCAGAAGUUCAAAUACCCGACUCCUCCCCCGUAUCGUUUCUUUCCUAAUCCUCCUCCCACCGGUAUAAAUGCCCGUCUACUGAUUGCUCUCCCCUUUCUUUCUUCCUCGAAAUAGCACAUUGACUGCCCCCCUGAAUCAAUUGAGUCUUCAUUGCAGAAGCUGCCUACAACUACGCAAAUAACUGUGAAGAUGUCGAUGGUAGUGCCAGAGAAGGGCUGCAUCUUCGACGCGCUGCGAGUCGAUUCGAACGAUCCGAAUGAUUCUCUUCGCGACGAGUCGUUGAUUACUCCCAAGAUCGACGAAAAGAACUGUAUGCUCAUCUGCUCAUAAACUCUGUCAACAGUUGUAUUUUUCAGUGGAAUACAUCGGAGAAGUUCUCGAGAGAAAGAAGUCGGUAGUUCCGUUUCUGACUCAAACCAUCAAUCAACUAGCGCUUGUCCGCAACGAGAAAAUGGAACGGGCGGCUGACCUGAUCUGCACUCUCUUCCGCCUUCCGCACGGAUCCACCGACUGCUCAUUCUUCCGUCUGAUCAAGGUUCUCAAGUCGUUCGGAAUAUGGGAGAACGAUCCGCGUCUCAAGCAAAUGUUCGAUCGAAUGAAGAAGCACGACGAAGAGAACGAGGACUCGCGCCAGUGGGCCAUGUCGCAGGAGAAGUUUAAGGAGUUUGUAGCUCGUUCUUUGCUCAGACAAACAGUUUUCCUUUUGCAGAAUAAUCUUCCCGUGUACCAUUCUCAUCUCCCGCACUCUUCGCAAUCAACUGAUCAUCCCUUCGUGGCUGGAGUUCACCCAAAUCAUCGAGGAAGUGUUCGAAUCGUGUCGCUCGAUUAACGACGGUGAGGUCGCCUCCUACAUUCCUCAACUUGCCCGUCAGAGCCCGCACACUUGGGGAAUGUCGAUUUGCACAAUCGACGGACAACGCUUUUCGCUCGGUGACUCCAAGAAGAACUUCUGUCUUCAAAGCGUCUCCAAAGCGUUCAACUACGCCAUCGUCGCCUCGGAAAUAGGAAGUCACGUGCUUCACCAGUACGUGGGUCACGAGCCAAGCGGAAGGCUGUUCAACGAGAUCUGUCUCGAUUCGAAUAGUGAGUUUGCUCGAUCACAGUGAAAUGAUUCUGAUGUUUCUGUUCAGACAUGCCUCACAAUCCACUCAUCAAUGCUGGCGCGAUCGUUGUCACAUCGAUGAUCAAGCCAACGCAUUCGAUGGCCGACCGCUUUGACUUCAUGCUCAAGAAGUACCGUAAACUUGCCGGAGGUGGACACGUCGGCUUCGACAAUGCCACGUGAGAUUCUUAACGGAAGAAAAUAACGAACGAACAAAAUUAUACAGGUUCCUCUCGGAACGCGACACAGCCGAUCGAAACUACGCUCUCUCGUACUACAUGAAAGAAUAUCGUUGUUUCCCCGACGAAUCGCAGGUCUAUGAAAAGGCAAAGGUUUUUCUUUUCAGACCCGAUCUAGCUUUGAAACACCUCUUGGUUGUCUCAAUGUUACAGUAAUCCAAAUUGUGAUCGUCUACCGAUUCUCUCAUCCUUCCACUCUUAUUCGUUUCCCUCAGUGUCUAGUUUUGACUAACCAGUGUCUUCACCCGCACACAGAUACCCGCCAACCCCUCCUAACGUUCGAACAUUUUGACAGGGUCUCCGCGAGGAACUCGACCUCUACUUCCAACUGUGCUCACUGGAGACCAACUGCGACACGGCUGCAGUCAUGGCGGCCACGCUUGCCAACGGUGGAAUCUGUCCGCUGACGACGGAGAAGUGUCUCGGUUCCCGUCCAUGCCGUGACAUCCUUUCGCUCAUGUACUCGUGCGGAAUGUACGACUACUCUGGAAAAUUUGCGUUCCAGGUAACUCGAAUGAUUUCAGGCAGCUAACUGAAAUUGUUGUUUCUAGGUGGGACUCCCAGCCAAGUCAGGAGUGUCCGGAAUCAUGAUCGUGGUCAUUCCAAACGUGAUGGGAAUCGCCCUCUACUCUCCGCCACUCGAUAAGACCGGAAACUCGUGCCGUGGAGUCGCCUUCUGUCGCCAGCUGAUUGACAAGUUCAACUUCCACAACUACGACUCGCUGCUCCAUCCAGAUGACUCUCGCAAGCUCGAUCCUCGUCGAAAAAUUGGACCGCGCGAGAACGAGACCAUUGUUCAAGUGAUGUAUGCUGCCAAAAACGGCGAUUUGGACUCGCUUCGCCGAAUGUUCAUGCAGGGAGCCGACUUGAAAUCAGCCGAUUACGACACUCGUACGGCUCUCCACGUGGCCGCCGCCGAGGGUAAAAUCAAGGUGUGCAAAUUCCUGAUCAACAUUGUCGGAAUUCCACACGAGACGAAGGACAGGUACUUGUUCUUUCAAACAGUGCCAGCUCACGAUCGUUUCAGAUGGGGACGGUACCCACUGGACGAUGCUCGUCAAUUCAAGCACAAGGAAGUGGCUGCCUAUCUCUUCCGUCUCCAGUAUCCAACGAAGAAGAUGCCCGAUAACUGGUUCGAAGUCGGCGGUGAUCUGCUCGUUUCUGAGCUGGAGAACUGUGCGGACAAGUAUGAAUUGGGGCUUGGGAGAGAGGGUUGCUCGUCGUCAGAGCCAAACAUGGCGAUUGAUUUCAGCUCUAGUGUCGACGACAACGAAGAGGAGGAUUCGGGAGAAGACGAGCUGGGUCACGGUAUAACCGGAAUGCUGACCGACGACCUCGAGAGGCGAGAAUGGGCUCUGCACGCGAACGGAAACAUGGGUGAGUGGGGCGACUUGCAGAUUAACCAAGGACAACUGGCUUUUCAGGUGAAAUCAACUAUCAGCUGGUGCGGAGAAAGUCGCAGAAGGCGCCUCCCACCCCGGAGUUGCCGCCGCCCUCGUUCGGAUAUGGUGCUCUGCCAGGCUCGAAGAGCCAUGAAAAGAAGGCGAACGGCCAACCGAACGGCCACUCGAAUGGACCUUCGCAUGGACCUUCGCACGGACACCCGCAGGGACACCCGCACGGACACCCGCACGGAAACGGACAUCAUCCAACUGGAGCAGGGCACAUCUUCCCGCAUCAUCUGACGCUGAAUGGAGCCGCCGGAGGAGUCAACUCGCGUCGACUAAGCUCGCCGAACGAGCAGGACGAAGAUAAUGUACGUAGGACGCAUUCGCAUCAGGAUUUACUCAAAAAUCUAGAUAUUGAGGCCUGAGGAGUUUUCUUUUUCAUAUUCUACGAGUAGGCAAAUCUACCUCGUUUUCUACAACGAGGUAGAUUUACAUGAUCUUACAAGCAGAACAAUCCUAUCAAGUUUAUUCAUGUUUCCAAGCUGAAUCUCAAGAGUUCGUAGUUAGUUUUCACAUCUUUCUCCCUUUUAGGAGAUUGUCGUGGUUCUAGUAAACCGGACGAGAGAGAUGUUAGAGAAAGCAAGGUCAGUAACUAACGUAUCCCAUAUCCUACUGAUACCAGCUAGUUCUCAAUCAAUUCCUCGGCACCCCACUAAACAAUCUAAUUAGUACUUAUUUAUUACCGUCCGCGUUAAUCCGAUCGCAAACAAACCAACACAGUUGUUUUUCAAAUUUCAGAGGGAAUGA